Molecule: messenger RNA, 2118 nt
Organism: Branchiostoma floridae (Florida lancelet)
Lineage: Eukaryota; Metazoa; Chordata; Leptocardii; Amphioxiformes; Branchiostomatidae
Product: 52 kDa repressor of the inhibitor of the protein kinase-like
Exons: 1
Coding region: 1-2118 (705 amino acids)
Molecular function (GO): protein dimerization activity
Source: RefSeq, a predicted model, not a curated record
AUGAACAGGUACUGCCAGAGGGAAUGGUUAGAGACAUUCGAGUUCGUGUCCUACUCUACAGAACAGGAUGGUCUGUACUGUCUCCCCUGUGUUUUGUUUCCCACCUCUUCAACGCGUGAACAACCCACCCUUCUAGUGAAGCGGCCGUUUAGAAACUGGAAGGACGCUAAAAACGAUCUGCAAGUCCAUGGACUCUUGGAGAACCACCGAAACUCAGAAGCGAGGAUGAAGGCGUUUAAGGACACAAUGCAGAAUCCAGGGCGUCGUAUUGACCUGUCCAUGACAUCGGAGUCGAUUAAUCGCACAAAGAAGAACCGCGCUUUUCUCCUUUCAGUCAUCAAGUGCCUGGAGGUAUGUGGCCGGCAAGGAUUCGCCCUUCGCGGACACCGUGACGAUAGUACAGCGGACCCCUUAUCUAACAAAGGGAAUUUCCACGCAUUACUACAGUUAAGGGUGGAUGCUGGAGACGUGGCACUUGCAGAGCACCUGGAGACAUGCGCACGCAAUGCAACCUACAUUUCAAAAACGUCACAGAAUCAGCUCCUAGAAUGUAUUAAACAAUACAUUCUAGAGACAAUUGUAAAGGACAUAACUAGCCAACCUUUCGGUCCACACUAUGGCAUUAUGGCGGACGAGGUUACUGACGUAAGCAACUGGGAGCAGUUGGGCCUACUAGUUCGCUACACAAAAGAUCAAAAACCUGUGGAAAGGUUGCUCAUGUUUUCAGAGUGUGAGAAGAUAACAGGAAGAGCCCUGUGCGAUACGAUCGCUGCUGACCUCGCCGGGGUGAACCUGGACCCAGCAAACUGCAGGGCGCAGUGUUUCGAUGGUGCUGGGAACAUGGCGGGAGUACGGAAUGGCUGCGCUGCAAACUUCAAGGAGAUCGCCACCAGAGCACCGUACUUCCACUGUGCAAGCCAUGAUCUCAACCUGGCCCUUUGCAAAGCCUGCAAGGUACAGGAUAUCCACUGCAUGAUGGAAACUCUGAAGGCAGUGGGCAUCUUCUUCAAGUACUCACCCAAAAGAACACGAGAGCUGGAAAAGGCCGUUGAGAAUGAGAACGAAGAAAGGCGUGCCGCCGGCCGUACACAACUCCUGAAAACCAAAGUCAAGCCGAUGUGCGAGACACGCUGGGUAGAGAAGCACACCUGCCUGGAGGACUUCCACGAACUUCACGAGCCCCUCACGGAUUGUCUGGAAGCAAUCACAUCAGAGGAGGGAUGGGACGCAAAAGCACGCACGGAAGCAGGUGGGUUAUUGUCUCAACUGAAGAGGCCUGCGUUCCUGUGUGCCUUCGAGUGUGCUCUGUACAUCUUUGGCUACACAAAAUCUCUCAGUACUCUUCUACAAGGAAGCACGAUGGACAUAAUCAAAGCGUACGAACAAGUGGACCUUGUUCGCAAAGAGUUGCGGUCCAUCAGAGAGAGAGCUGAUGAGGAGUUCCAUCAAGUGUACCUAAGUGCAAGCGAGAUGGCGCAGAGGCUUGGCCAAGACAUGGAAGUGCCGCGUCGGUGUAGACGACAGACCCAAAGGUGCAAUGUUGAGGCCGACACGCCUGAAGUUUACUUCAGAAGGUCAAUCUUUGUGCCUUUUGUGGACGGUAUGGUGGAGCAGCUUACAUCACGCUUCCCACAGCUAACAGCCCAUGCUUGUCGCGCUCUUAUGCUCAUCCCGUCAAACGUACACAGCCUUCAACAAGACCACAUCCAGCAGCUACGCGAAUACUAUGAACCGGACCUACCAUCUCCGCUAUCUUUACAACAGGAGCUUCGUCUGUGGAAGGCACAGUGGCAAGGUGUAAUUGUUACUGAAAAGCCAGACUCACUUGACGCAACCAUCAGCCAUCAAUACAGCAACCCAGCAAUCUUCCCCAAUGUGUGUAUGAUGUUGCAACUCCUGAUGCUGACGCCAGUGACCACUGCUGGAGUAGAAAGAGCAAAUUCCGCACUCAGGUACAUCAAGGAUGUGUACAGGAGCACCAUGGGUGAGGAUCGCCUCAACGCGCUGAUACUCCUCUUUGUCCACAGGGACAUUCCGCUUGAUUAUAACAGAAUCAUAGAUAUCUACGCUACAGGGCAUCCACGCAGAAUGAUGUUCAUCAACCCACUAGCAGAGUAA